CCUGAGACUCAGGAAAUUCACUCACAUUACCUGAAUUUCCUUCAAUUUUUCCAUCUUUUUAUUUCCAUAGAUAGAACAGAGAAUCCAAACCCAGCAUCAAACUCUCUUUCAGAUUCUCUAUUUUCUUUCAUUUUCCGUUCAUUUUCGCAUUAUUAGUGUCUGUUGAGAUGGAAUUCGCACACGAGAACGGCAAUGGGCAUGCUUCAGUGAAGAAAAAUAUCUGCUUGGAAGACCCUUUGAACUGGGGAAUCUCUGCGGAAUCUCUAAAGGGAAGCCAUCUGGACGAGGUGAAGCGUAUGGUGAGCGAGUACCGUAACCCCACCGUGAGAUUAGGAGGUAAGACACUCACCAUAGCUCAGGUGGCGGCAGUUGCCACACAGGACGACGGCGGUGUCACCGUGGAGCUCUCGGAAUCCGCGAGGGCCGGAGUGAAGGCGAGUAGUGAUUGGGUUAUGGACAGCAUGAACAAAGGCACGGACAGCUAUGGUGUCACUACUGGGUUCGGUGCAACUUCACAUAGGAGGACCAAACAAGGUGCUGCCCUUCAGAAGGAGCUCAUAAGGUUCUUGAAUGCUGGAGUGUUUGGGAAUGGAACAGAGUCUAGUCACACAUUGCCACACUCGGCCACAAGGGCAGCCAUGCUGGUUCGGAUCAAUACACUCCUCCAAGGCUACUCGGGUAUCCGGUUCGAAAUAAUGGAAGCCAUAGCAAAGUUCCUAAACCACAACAUCACUCCAUGCUUGCCACUGCGUGGGACCAUCACUGCCUCAGGAGAUCUCGUCCCUCUAUCUUACAUCGCAGGGAUCUUAACGGGCCGUCCCAACUCUAAGGCAAGGGGCCCAGAUGGAGAAUGGCUUGAUGCUUCCGAAGCCUUCCGUGCUGCUGGAAUCGAACAAACGGGAUUCUUCGAGUUGGGACCUAAGGAGGGUCUGGCCCUUGUCAAUGGUACUGCGGUGGGGUCCGGUUUAGCAUCUAUGGUCCUCUUCGAAGCUAACAUCCUAGCCGUCCUUGCAGAAGUCAUAUCAGCCAUCUUUGCGGAGGUGAUGCAAGGCAAACCGGAGUUUACAGACCAUCUGACCCACAAACUAAAGCAUCACCCGGGACAGAUCGAAGCUGCUGCCAUCAUGGAACACAUAUUGGACGGUAGCUCUUACGUGAAAGCAGCAAAGAAGCUACACGAGAUGGACCCCUUACAGAAACCCAAACAAGACCGCUACGCCCUCCGUACAUCUCCACAGUGGCUGGGCCCACUGAUCGAAGUGAUCAGAACGUCCACUAAGUCCAUCGAGCGUGAGAUCAACUCGGUUAACGACAACCCUUUGAUCGACGUUUCGAGAAACAAGGCCCUCCACGGUGGCAACUUCCAGGGGACCCCAAUUGGUGUAUCCAUGGAUAAUACCCGUUUAGCAAUCGGGUCGAUCGGAAAGCUCCUGUUCGCUCAAUUCUCCGAGCUGGUCAACGAUUUCUACAACAAUGGUCUCCCCUCCAAUCUCUCCGGUGGCCGGAACCCUAGUUUGGACUACGGGUUUAAGGGCGCCGAGAUUGCCAUGGCUUCUUACUGCUCAGAGCUUCAGUUCCUGGCGAACCCAGUAACCAACCACGUCCAGAGCGCAGAGCAGCACAACCAAGACGUUAACUCCUUGGGUCUCAUCUCUUCCCGGAAGACGGCCGAAGCAGUGGACAUCUUGAAGCUCAUGUCUUCUACAUUCUUGGUUGCUCUCUGCCAAGCCAUUGAUCUCAGGCAUUUGGAGGAGAACUUGAGGCAUACGGUGAAGAACACAGUGAGCCAAGUGGCAAAGAGGGUUCUAACCAUAGGAGUCAACGGAGAGCUUCACCCUUCAAGGUUCUGUGAGAAGGAUCUGCUUAAGGUAGUGGAUCGGGAAUACGUGUUCGCGUACAUCGACGAUCCUUGCAGCGCCACGUACCCUUUAAUGCAGAAGCUGAGACAAGUACUAGUGGAGCACGCGCUAAGCAACGGAGAGAACGAGAAGAAUGCGAGCACUUCCAUCUUCCAGAAGAUCAACGAUUUCGAGGACGAAUUGAAGACGGCUCUGCCAAAAGAAGUGGAAGCGGCACGGAGCGCAGUGGAGAGCGGGAACUCGGCGAUUCCGAAUGGGAUCGAGGAGUGCAGAUCGUAUCCUUUGUAUAAAUUUGUGAGGGAGGAGAUGAAAACUGAUCUUCUCACAGGGGAGAAGGUAAAGUCUCCCGGAGAGGAUUUCGACAAGGUUUUCACGGCGAUGUGCCAGGGCAAGAUCAUCGACCCUCUUCUCCAAUGUCUCAAGGAAUGGAACGGAGCUCCUCUUCCAAUCUGCUAGGCCAUGGAAAUUUAAUUUUUAAGUCUGCUACUAUACUAGUAUGAAAUAUUCAUCUUUUUUUUUUUUUCCAUUAAUUUCUGCACCAUAUUCUUCUUCUUCUGUUUGUUAGAUCAUGUCCUCUGUGAUUUCUCAAACUCGAAGAAGAAGUUAGAAGAAAUCCUCUGAAGUUUCUUUCGUUCCCUUUUUUUUACAGUCUUUGAAGUGCAACAUGAAAUGUAAUUAAUGUAUACCUCGUUCGUUGUAUCAUCAAAUUUUUCUUUGGCA
Messenger RNA from Macadamia integrifolia, 2579 nucleotides. RefSeq names its product phenylalanine ammonia-lyase. NCBI's taxonomy places the organism in Eukaryota, Viridiplantae, Streptophyta, Magnoliopsida, Proteales, Proteaceae. The coding region runs from base 168 to 2315 and encodes 715 amino acids. Gene Ontology annotation, cellular component: cytoplasm. Gene Ontology annotation, biological process: L-phenylalanine catabolic process. The record is from RefSeq and is a predicted model, not a curated record. The transcript has 2 exons. Gene Ontology annotation, molecular function: ammonia-lyase activity.